AUGAGUUCUAAGGAGAAUGAACUGGCUCAGGAGAAAUCGGAGGAAAUCUUCAAAGAUUGGGAGAAGUUAUUCAUGUCACUUAUACAGCAUAAGGCUGUAAAUGCACUAGAUGAUGAAAAUGCACAAAAAGAGAGUCAAUCGGAUAAUCAGAUUGAAACGAGUGGCAACUCCAGGAAUGAGGUAACUAACGGCGAGCCUGAAGGUCGGUGGGUGUUUGCGCUACGUCACGGUGAGCGAGUGGACCUGACCUAUGGUUCGUGGAUCCCGUUCUGCUUCACCGACAAUAACACUUAUGUCAGGAAGGAUCUCAACUUGCCAGUGGAGCUGGCUCCGAGAGAGGGUGGCGCGGUAGCGUAUUCCUUGGACACUCCAUUGACGCGUGUGGGAGCCCUGCAGGCCUACCUAGUGGGGGAGGCUAUGAGGCUAGCGGGCAUCAAACUCGGCAGUGUGUACGCUUCCUGCGCCCUCAGAUCCGUGGAAACCGCUCAUCAUCUGCUAAGAGGCCUUCAAGCUGAUCCAUCAAUCAAGGUUAAGGUGGAGCCUGGUCUCUUUGAAUAUAAAGACUGGAGUUUGAGCAGAGGAUUGGCUUUCAUGACGCCACUGGAACUGCACAAGGCCGGAUUGAAUGUUGAUCUGAGCUACAAGCCGUACAUAGAUCUGAAUAUAAAAACCUCGGAGACAAUGGAGGAGCUCUACAAGAGACAUGAAUAUGUAAUGCAGUCAGCCGUUAAGGAUCCCAAUUAUGAGGGUCAGAACCUAAUGUUUGUGGGUCACGCCAUUACUUUGGAGAUGACAGUGACCGCUUUGAAGUAUCUCAAUAAGGGUAACGCCAGCGAUCUACCUCCAUACAAAUUCGGUGAUAACUUGAUGCGUGUGCCGUACUGUGCUCUGGGUUCUCUAAGGGAACGCGAGGGCGUUUGGACUGUGGUCAAACCUCCUAUACCACCCAGCAUCAAUACUAACUCCGCCCGUUACAACUGGAAAGAUCUUCUAGAAGUUGAGAAGAAGUAUGAGUAA
This is a messenger RNA of Danaus chrysippus (African queen), 1017 nucleotides long. The record is from the annotation of a GenBank genome assembly. Lineage: Eukaryota; Metazoa; Arthropoda; Insecta; Lepidoptera; Nymphalidae.